Molecule: messenger RNA, 645 nt
Organism: Podospora anserina S mat+
Lineage: Eukaryota; Fungi; Ascomycota; Sordariomycetes; Sordariales; Podosporaceae
Exons: 1
Coding region: 1-645 (214 amino acids)
Source: RefSeq, a predicted model, not a curated record
AUGACUCGAGCUCCUGGCGCGAGUUACGCUCAGUUCUUUCCUGCUGCCCCCCGGGUCGUUGCCAGGGACCGGACAAGGGAUCGGGAAGAUCGCGAAGGUCCCAAGGGAAGCACCCUCGAUUCGUCGCCUUUGCCAGAUGAUACCACCAACGGCCACCUCACCUCGCUAGGCCCCGCGGAAUCCUGUCCACCUCAGCAGGACGGGCACAUCCCCCCGAGCGCCAUGGCCGGCACGAGAUUUUCGAGCAGCCAGCUCACCCCUCCAGCUUCCAACGACUCCCCCUCAUCCCAUCUCUCAUCAGCUGCCCAGCAGCCGUCGACGACCGUGCGGAACACCAACGGGUAUCACGGUCAUGUCCCAAUACAGAACGAACCGCUCCAGAAUGGCACGUCGAGUGUUCUGCCCAGUGUUCCCGAACGCACCUAUGCCCGAGACCCCUCACGCCCGAUUCAAACCGUCGUGUGCACAUAUGAUCCUCUCAUGGAUAAGAAGCUGCCGAGCGGUGAAAGAAUGAAAACAAAACCGAAAUAUAAAGAGUUUGGAUUGGUAUGUACGCCCGAUACUCAUAUAUACUGGAGAGAGGUGGGGGGGGGGGGGGGGGGGCUCUCUUCAUUCCUCUUCCCCCCUCAAUAUUCACUCCCCUAA